Molecule: messenger RNA, 155 nt
Organism: Didymodactylos carnosus
Lineage: Eukaryota; Metazoa; Rotifera; Eurotatoria; Philodinida; Philodinidae
Source: the annotation of a GenBank genome assembly
GUCGUCCUCUUUCAUUGUCGGCCAUGUUACUAGGUGGUCAUGAUAAAGAAUAUGUUCAUCGUGAUACACCGAUGAAUAAUCCUGAUGUUAAGUUUGAUUUUACUCCAGAAAAUUAUAAACGUGUUGAAUUUCAAAUAAAAGUGCAGUGGAAGUGA